Molecule: messenger RNA, 5389 nt
Organism: Plectropomus leopardus (leopard coralgrouper)
Lineage: Eukaryota; Metazoa; Chordata; Actinopteri; Perciformes; Serranidae
Gene: ctbp1
Product: C-terminal binding protein 1
Biological process (GO): regulation of transcription by RNA polymerase II
Cellular component (GO): nucleus
Molecular function (GO): transcription coregulator binding; transcription coactivator activity; transcription corepressor activity
Source: RefSeq, a predicted model, not a curated record
AGGGGAGAGAGAGGGAGAGAGAAAAGAGGGGGAGCACAUGUGUAUGCUUGUCACUAAGGGGCUGGGAGAAGGACUAAGGGAAGCGAGGUAGCUGGCCACAGCCGCCAUAUGCUGACUGGAUUCCUGUUCAUGUCUGCUGUGUGAAGACUGUAGGUUUCUGUUGUGUGCUGGCCGGCCGGGGAACGCACCAUGGGAAGCUCACAUCUCCUCAACAAAGGCAUGCCUCUAGGCAUCAGGCCACCCAUUAUGAACGGGCCCAUGCACCCGCGCCCUCUGGUAGCGCUGCUGGACGGGCGCGACUGCACUGUGGAGAUGCCCAUCCUGAAAGACGUAGCAACCGUGGCGUUCUGUGAUGCUCAGUCCACACAGGAGAUCCACGAAAAGGUGCUGAACGAAGCUGUAGGAGCUCUGAUGUACCACACCAUCACUCUGAUGAGAGAAGACCUGGAAAAGUUUAAAGCCCUGCGCAUCAUCGUCCGCAUCGGCAGCGGCUAUGACAACAUCGACAUCAAAUCUGCUGGGGAGCUGGGCAUAGCUGUGUGUAAUAUGCCAGCAGCCUCAGUGGAGGAGACGGCGGACUCCACGCUGUGUCACAUCCUCACCUUGUACCGACGCACCACCUGGCUGCACCAGGCGCUGCGUGAGGGAACGCGGGUUCAGAGCGUGGAGCAGAUCCGUGAGGUGGCGUCAGGAGCCGCGAGGAUCAGAGGAGAGACACUGGGACUUAUAGGACUUGGUCGAGUGGGUCAGGCUGUCGCUCUGCGAGCCAAGGCCUUCGGCUUCAAUGUGAUCUUCUAUGACCCGUAUUUGGCUGACGGCGUAGAAAGAUCCCUGGGACUACAGAGGGUCACCACACUACAGGACCUGCUCUUCCACUCCGACUGUGUCUCUCUGCACUGCAGCCUCAACGAACACAACCACCACCUGAUCAACGACUUCACCAUCAAACAGAUGCGUCAGGGGGCGUUCCUGGUGAACACGGCCAGGGGGGGUCUGGUGGAUGAGAAGGCCCUGGCUCAGGCCCUGAAGGAGGGGAGGAUACGUGGAGCUGCUCUGGAUGUUCAUGAGACAGAGCCUUUCAGUUUCAGUCAGGGCCCGCUGAAGGACGCUCCCAAUCUGAUCUGCACCCCACACGCUGCCUGGUACAGCGAACAGGCUUCGCUGGAGAUGAGAGAGGAGGCAGCUCGGGAGAUCCGAAGGGCUAUUACAGGUCGUAUCCCGGAUAGUCUGAAGAACUGUGUGAAUAAGGAGUUCCUCUCCCAGAACAACCACUGGGCAGGAGUUGACCCAGCUACCGUCCACCCCGAGCUCAACGGGGCGUAUAGGUAUCCCCCAGGAGUGGUUAGCUUGCCAGCUGGCGGCCUCCCGCCACCCGUCGAGGGCAUCGUGCCCAGUGCUGUGCCCAUCACACACACCCUCCCGCCUGCUGUCACACACCCUCCUCAUGCCCCGUCCCCUGGACAAAACACAGUCAAGCCACCAGAGGGCGACAGAGAGCAGCAUCCGAAUGACCAACUGUAGCCACGUACACACACUCUCUCCUGUGUUGUUUGGUGAUCGGAGGAGGUUGAAGGAAAGGAGGAGUUCCCCAGUGACGAGUCGUUAUCAGAGAGGUUCAGAGUGUCAGAUGGACAGAUUGAGGUCCCAAUAACAAUCGAUUCACAACUCUCUGGCCAAUUGGUUCCCAACAGCCAGUUCACACUCCAAAGAAGAAGAGGAUGAUGAAGAGGAGUGGAUAGCUGCCAGAUGCUCUAAACAAAGAGUAAGACAGUUGUCUUCUGCUCCAACCACAAGUCCUGAGAAAGACUGCAAAGAUCUACAAAUGAUCUUCACCUAACAACUACAGUUUAGUCGAGUUCCUGCCAGAAGUUAAAAAUUAAUAACUAUGUUGAUCUGGGAAGAAAAAAUACUCAAUCAAAUUCUGCUGUCUUAGACUGUAGUGUGUCCAAAGUUAGCGGAGCGGGUUUCAUGUCUAUCUCUCUUUUUCUGUGUCCUUUCCUUAGUUUGAUGUACAAGCAAAAGUAGUAGGUUAUGAAAUGAAUGUAACCUGUCUGUGUACAGUUUUUAGAUUUACAGCAAAAAGAUAUUUGUAUUCCAGUCUUAAACAAGUGGAUCUCUGGAUGUAGCCAAACUGGUUUGAGAAUACAAUAUCUGUUUUUGUUUCACGUGUCCCCAAAUUAACAAACCCCCAACCCUUCCCUUCCCCCAAAAAAGAGGCAGCUUUUUGCACACCAUCUCAGGAAAUUAAGUUUCCGCAGUUGGUAUAUUAUUUUUAAAUUUGUUUUAAAGAUUCCUUUUUAUGCCACUUAGUGCUUUUGUUUUUCUACCUGCUUGCCUUUUUGUGUCCUGCUACAUUAGAUAAAAAUAACUUUAACAAGAGCUAAAGUUGAUCUAAUGUUUGCUUUUGUUUGUUUAUGUUUAAGGGGCAUGUGAUUUUGCUCUUGGGACUUGUGUAAAUGUUUGACCCAAAUCGAGUGGGUUGCGGGAGUAAAGGCUGUACGGAGGUGGCGCAAUGGUAUGCUUGGCCAGGACGCCUCACAAAAUAUAGAGGUUGAUUAGUUUGGCAGGUUGUGGACAAAGCAAUGCACUGAGAGUUUGUAGCAGCUCACAGUUUGAGAAAUAGUCUCAUAAAAGGUUCGUGUUCAAGUCUAAUGAUCCAGUACUUCCAAUAUUACACAUAAUGACUGUCCUAUCCAUGGAGCGAGAACAGCUCAGCACACCGAGGUUUACAAACGGUGAGUCAGUAGCCCUUUUUACACUGCCUGUUCAAGGCUGGAAUAUCGCGCCGUUCUGUAUACAAGGGUCAACCGCGAAAAUUUGUCUCGCCAUUGAGCCAACAACAAAGGUGGUGGACAGAAUCAAGUAGGGCUGCCCAUUGGAAAUCGGAGAUUCGGAUCAUCAGUUGGAGAGAAAUCCACCCUUAGUGCCGUUAGUUUGUUUGCUAUGUUAUGUGAAUGCAGCCGUCAAACUGAACGUCCUGCUGAACCCUGCCCGAACGUUAAAAUUUUUUAUGGACAAAACCAAAUUGACGAAUAUUCAUAUUAAACAGCAAAAUAUGAUUUGACUGACAUAAUACGGGUAGUACAGCCCUAUAAUUGAGGUCUAUGUAAAAGGAACAGCUGGCAGGACCAGAUCAUGGGCAGGACAGUUGUGACGUUUUGACGUUUUUAGAGGACGAGAUGAGAUCAGCUGCCAUAUAACAGAGACAGUAAAUAAUUAUGGCCAAGUUAUUCCAUUGUUGUUGUUUAUAAAGCGCCGUUACAUGCAACACGUUCUCAUCCCAAGUUGUCACAUGUUGCUGCUUUUAAGUGGACUUCCGCAUCUGUUACGUGCAUCUAUAUUACUCUCCAGGUAUCCGUCUGUGUCUUCUAAUUACAAUUCAGAAUGGCUCUACCGUGAUGCCAACACAAGCACAUGGUGGGCUUAGGCUGCACAUGUUUAUGUUUAGACAACAAAAGCACAUGGUGACCAACGCCAAAAGGUCAACACACACACAUGCUGGCAUGGAUGGUUAGGAUUAGAGAGAGAAGGCACAUGUUAGGGUGUAAAAAGAAACCCAUCACAUUCAGAGGGGAACUGAACACUGGACCCCCGCAUGAAAGUCCCUUGUUUGUGGGAUCGGUCCUCCAUCCCUCCAACCCACCCUACAGGCGCCCUCACACUUCUUAUAUUACGUCGUUACCGGCAGCAUUUAGACCUGACGUCGUUCUGUGGUGUAUCAUGCAGAUGUGACCAGUUCUGUCUGGCCACGUUCUCAAGAGGUGUCGCCCGUCUGUGAAUUAGACUGCUGCAGCCGGUGCUGUCCAGCCAUCCAGCAGCGUUUAAUAACAAUGCGACCAGCUCUGUACGGGCUCAUUCUCAGCUGAUGCCAUCGCUAAAGGUGGCUUUUGGUGACAGGUUGCUUUUGGCGAAAUUCCACACACACAUUGUCACACUAGAGGCCAAGGCUAUUGUGUUAAUCAUCAUGCCUCUCAAGCCUUGCUCUGUGAUGCUGGCAUGCGGUCUAAAAUCAGACACUGCAGCGGUAUGAUGCCUCUGUUGUUUCGCUCUGUGUAAAAAUAUAAAGAUGGAACAAAGAAGGGACUUUGCAGCGGUGCAGUCUGUGUAAAAAGGGCUAGUGUGUUGCUUCGUGCGAUAGAUCUGACAAAUCCAGCAACAGACUUGUGAAAAACUGCAUCAACAAACUCACUUGUACAGAUGUCACAUCCAGCUAACCAGGACACUUGAUGGUUUCUAAUUGAUGAGGAACAGUUGUGUUGUUGAAGUAGGGUCAAAUCAAAUGUUCAUAUUUCUCAUCCGCUCCCAAAUACUCUAGAGCUUGUCAGUUUGAUCAACUUUCAACAAAGACGUUUCAUGAUAGCAUGUCAGAACGUACUGAUUUCUCCAAUCUAGUAUCCCUUUAACAUUUCAUGCUGGGUCCUUCCUGAGUAUACCGUUCAGCCGCCCUCUGUGGCCUCUGUGUCUAUGUGUACAUAUGGUGUUCUGCCUGCCUGUGUCAAUGUGACUUGGUUGUAUCUGUGUCUAAAAAAAACAGCACUGGGAGGAGGGGUGGUGGCUCUCCACAAGGCAUCAUUACAAAGACUGCCAUCUAAAAACACAACGAAGCACUAUGUGGAAAAAUGCUUAGAAAUGUCAAAUCUAAGCUUGCAAACCGAUGCAGUAAUCCACACAUUUACUGGUUCCAUUCCCAAAGUGUCAACAAGAUGCUAAUGUUGUUAUGUCAACAGAAUAAUAUCCAACACUCUUUUCUAUCUGGAAUAUUUAUAGCUCAUUCCAGCUGAUGUUGAUGUUAGCAGCUACGUGACGGUGCUUUUUGGAUCCCCCUUCUACCAGCAGCUGAGUAGUAAAAACAGUUCACUGUUGCCUACCUGGUCUUCUUCAUGGUGAGGUAGUAAGAGUAGCAAUCAGGGAUGGAAAUUUCACAGCCAUCGGUAAGCAUUUCAGAGUUCUCAGAAUAUAAAGGGUACUGCACCUGACAUUUAAAUAUCACCCCAAAAUGCUGUAAUAGUUUGAAUUUUACUGCUAAUCUCUGCUCACUUCCUGUCGUUGUGUGAGGGAGAAACUCUUUGCUAAUACUUCCUGAUAUGAACUGCAAGCAUUCCUGAUUCAAACCGACAGGUGCCACAAGUUAAAACAACAGACUAGCUUUCAAAGUUUGGAGGUGCUCCUUGAAAUUCCAUCCCUGGUAGUAACACACAGUCCACUGUUGCCUACCGUGGUCCCCUUUAUGGUAAAGUAGUAGGCGUAGCAAUAUACAGUAUACAUAUUCUAUAUUCUACAGUAAAUAUCAUUAUUUUUGGUCAAAACUGACAACCUCACAAAGAUAUGUUUGUGACUGUAUGCAUUUGUAUGAAUUAUUUUAAAAGGAAAUAAACUGUGGAAAGGUGAA